AUGAGCUCUGCAGGAACACCUGGUGAAUUAACGCAGAAAGAAGCGCUCGUAACGCAAAUACUAGAACUCCAAAAUACCCUUGAAGAUCUAAGCCAGCGAGUCGAGUCUGUUAGAGAUGAAAAUAUCCGACUCAGGUCAGAAAACGAAGUCUUGGGAAAAUACAUCGAACAGCUGAUGGCAGCCUCUCCCGUUUUUCAUUCUUCAACGUCGAAGUCAAAGAACUGA
Molecule: messenger RNA, 225 nt
Organism: Oikopleura dioica
Lineage: Eukaryota; Metazoa; Chordata; Appendicularia; Copelata; Oikopleuridae
Source: the annotation of a GenBank genome assembly